Ornithodoros turicata is the source of this 1872-nucleotide messenger RNA. RefSeq lists its product as uncharacterized. NCBI's taxonomy places the organism in Eukaryota, Metazoa, Arthropoda, Arachnida, Ixodida, Argasidae. The transcript has 9 exons. Bases 1 to 1872 code for a protein of 623 amino acids. The record is from RefSeq and is a predicted model, not a curated record.
AUGGACUCCUUCGUCAUUGAGUACUGCUACAAGAAUGUUAAGGUCAAGGAGGGAAGCGCAAACUUCACUGCAGAGUGCCGGUUUUGCCCCUGUCGUACGUUGUCCGGCAGCGUGAGAAGUUCCAGUAACUUCUUGAAACACGUGCGGGAACAGUGUGGCCUCAACAUGUACCUGUUGCACAGGUUCCCGGCCGACCCGGAUUUGAAACGACAGUGGUUAAGUGCCGUUAAUCGCAAAGAUUUCGUACCUUCAUCGUCUUCGCGCGUGUGCUCCGAGCACUUCGUGGACGGCCGGAAAACAGACCAGAACCCCGUGCCCAUGCUGUCUCUGGGUUACGAUAGAAAGGUACUAAAAGGUCAUCGGCGUAUCGUAAAGCAUACACAUGGAACGCCGAAGAGGAUGAGAACGAAUGAGAGCCAACCGGGGCUACUGUCAACGAGCCCAAGUUCCGCGCAAAGCAUGCAAGAGGAGAUGUUGAGGAAUGAACCUCGUAAAAGUGCCACUAAAGAACAAUGCAACACAGAGGAAGUUGCAGUGUCACAUUUCCUCAGUGCUGCUGCAUUGCUUGAGGACAGUGACAUUUGCUUUGAGAGUAGUAGCAUACGGCUUCAUUCACCAUUAUCAUCAGCACACAUUCUUGUGACGGGCUCCCAAGAUGCCGAACGUGCACAACCGCAACGAAUGGAUGCAGGAACCCAGACAUCUGCCAGAGGCGGGCUUGCUGUUGAGGAAAGAGUGGAUGCCGGUACCCAGACAACUGCCACCAGCACAGUAGCAGGACAAACAUAUGACCAGGGAACGCAAUGGGAACGGAACCUCUAUGAGGAUCACUGUUAUGCGCAAAUUCCUGCUACUGAGCCGCACCGCACGUCAUUUGCCAGCACACUCUCUGCUGAUGACAUUAAUUUCUACACAGGGGUGUCACAGCCAGUGUUUAGUGAGAUGGUAGAAAUAGUAACAAUGCUUGCACAGAAGCCAAGCUUUCUGCCACGCGAAGACCAGCUCUUGCUGUGCCUUAUGAGACUACGUCUGGGGCUCCUCUACGGACAUCUUGCAAGAAUUUUUCGUGUGUCCGUUUCAAGUGUGGGGAACCACUUUAUUGAUAUGCUUGGAAUUCUCUCUGAAAUCAUGAAGCAAGUUGUUACCUGGCUACCACGAAGCUACAUUCGCAAUACCAUGCCCGACUCAUUCAUUCAGAAUGGAUAUUCCUGCACCACAUGCAUUCUUGACUGUACUGAAGUUGUGCUACAACGCCCGAGGAAGCUCAUGCCUAGAGCACAGACCUACAGUAACUACAAAGCUAACAAUACAGUGAAGUUUCUGGUGGCAAUUGCCCUGAAUGGCUUCAUAAUGUUUGUUUCCAAAGCUUAUGGUGGAGGUGCAUCCGAUAAACUUAUCACGAAAGAUUGUGGCAUCUGUGACCUUUUCAUGCCUGGGGAUGAAGUCAUGGCAGAUAGAGGCAUCACUCUGGACCACGAACUGCAAGUGCAGGGGAUUCGACUUAACACCCCAGCAUUCACAAGAGGGAAGUCUCAAUUAACAGAGGCAGAAGUGACCCAGACAAGACGGAUAGGUGCUGUACGGAUCCACGUUGAAAGAGCGAUCAACAGGAUAAAGACCUAUCGCAUAUUGAAACAGGCCUUACCUAUUGCAUCUAAGAAGGUUAUCAUUUUCAACAUGGGGACACUUGAUCUCGAGGACAGCGUCUUUAGAUUCAAUUAUGCCGUCAGGAGAGGCGGCAAGCCAUGGGUAAUCUUCACUCACGAAAAUUCCACACUUCACAACGUGGAGCCCAGUCCUAGCCAUAAACCGUUCACGGGCUGCAUUUUCACAUGCUUUGCCAUGUUUUGUCGCCGCAUUCCCAAGGAAUGA